UCCAGUUUAUUUAUAUUAUUAUCUCGCGUCCUUGUUCAGCAUCGAAGUAAACAUCAAUUAAAUGUAAACAUUAAUGGGUUCCUUGUCGUUACAUUGGUCUCAUUUAUAUGAAAGUAAGCAAGCUCCACGUACUAGCGUUUCCCAUUAUUGGGUUGUGUUAGAUUGAAGUCCACUACGAAUUCACAAUGGGAAAGGAAAUGGAAUUUUACCGUGAAAACGGUUACAUUCUUGUGAAGGAUAACGUACGGCAUGAGUUGCUCGACGAAAUGAAGCAGCGCUUCAUUGAAAUAUGUAAUGGCGCUGAAGACAAUGUUACGGUGGUGACGAAGGAUCCGUCUUUGAAGAACAAAGGGCUCGAAGGAGAGUAUUUAGUCAAUAGGAUCCAAGACUUCACCAACGACGAUUGCCUAUGGAAAUACGCGAGCUACCCGGCCGUAGUCGACAUAGUUGAACGGAUAAUCGGCCCGAAAAUAACGGUGAUCAACUCGAUGCUCAUAAACAAACCUCCGAAUUCGCGAAAAGAAAUCUCCUUGCAUCCGCUGCAUCAAGACUUGCAUUACUUUCCGAUCCGUCCGGCGGACAAAAUCGUAGCCUCUUGGACUGCCAUGGAACGCGUCGACCAACGGAAUGGGUGCCUUUACGUUAUACCAGGUUCGCACUCGAGGCAGAUCUUGUACGAGCACAAGUACCCACAGGGAAUCAGAAAUAAUUUUUAUCACGGUGUGCAAGGGUUGGACCACGUCCCGAAAACAUAUUUGGAAAUGGACAAGGGCGACACUGUCUUUUUUCAUCCUCUGUUGCUCCAUGGUUCGGGGCCCAACAUUACGAAGGGUUUUAGAAAAGCAAUAUCGUGUCACUACGCUAGCUCGGACUGUCAUUUCAUAGACGUCAGAGGUACAACUCAAAACGACUUAGUGGCAGAGUUUGAACAUAUGAUAAGGAUGACAGGAGGAGAUAUGAGAUAUGAGGAAUUUAUUAAACUCAAGAGUCGAAUAGUUAGAGGGGAACCGGGCCGUCUUCAGGCUCUAACUUGCGCCCUAUAACUCAAUCGAAACUGAUUUACCAAGAUAUGAUAACUGUUUAAAUUUUGACGUGAUUAUUAUUUUUAGUAGGAUAUAGAUGAGGUGGUGCAGAUAUGACGUAUGACAUCCCAACUCUACUCGCCGCAACUUUCCUAACUAUUGCUUUUAAUAGAGACAUUACUGCAUUUAUAUAAAUAUAAUGGCAAAUACUUACAGUAAUAUCUGGAUAUCACGAAACCGUAAAUUUUUCUGAAACUCGCUAUAUAUAUAAUAAAUAUAAAAUAUGUA
Molecule: messenger RNA, 1310 nt
Organism: Cylas formicarius (sweet potato weevil)
Lineage: Eukaryota; Metazoa; Arthropoda; Insecta; Coleoptera; Brentidae
Product: phytanoyl-CoA dioxygenase, peroxisomal-like
Exons: 7
Coding region: 186-1043 (285 amino acids)
Biological process (GO): fatty acid alpha-oxidation
Molecular function (GO): phytanoyl-CoA dioxygenase activity
Source: RefSeq, a predicted model, not a curated record